AUGUCCGCCUACCGCUCCCACGACCCGGUUUCGAAUCCUGCAGUUCUACAAGUUCAUCAGGGUAACCGACCCUUGGCCAACCCAGCCGUCCAUCCUUUCGAGGCUGAAAAUAUUUUUUUCGAUGCAAGGAAACGAAAGUUCUAUGAUUUUAUGAAAAAAUUCGUCUGUAGUCCAAGUACUUCGUCUACCCAAAUGAUAGAUUCAACAUCUGGUAGUUCUUCAACUGAUAUAUCAGAUGAGAAUGAGAUUCGCAUCAUAGAAACGCUACGUCGAUCUGGCAAAAAAUUUCAACAAAUGAGAGGUCAUUUGCAAAAUCUAGCUACCGCAUGCGAUAGAACUGAAAUUUCUGAUCGAUCUGAUGCAUUUAUUGUUAACGUUGCCUUGCUUGAUUCGAAUGUUAUUGGGACAGACGAUUCAUCAAAAGUAAUAGACAGAAGCAAAAUACGUCGAGAGCGAAAAAAAGUACGCAAACAUUUGCAAUAUGCUGAGGACAAUAAAAUUAUUACAGCUAUUUAUUUCGACGAUCGUAAAGACAAGACUUUAGUCAUGACUACUAGAACAAUACAGCACAUCAAAAAACUAUUACUGAGGAGCAUAUUUCUCUCUUGUCAGAGCCAGAUUCUGAAUACAUCGGUCAUCUCUCUAUUGAUUCUGGAAAAGCAAAUACGAUUGAAAAAGCAUUGUUGA
Molecule: messenger RNA, 687 nt
Organism: Helobdella robusta
Lineage: Eukaryota; Metazoa; Annelida; Clitellata; Rhynchobdellida; Glossiphoniidae
Exons: 2
Coding region: 1-687 (228 amino acids)
Source: RefSeq, a predicted model, not a curated record